Messenger RNA from Vollenhovia emeryi, 4884 nucleotides. It is a transcript of the gene vvl, whose product is annotated as POU domain protein CF1A. The record is from RefSeq and is a predicted model, not a curated record. Lineage: Eukaryota; Metazoa; Arthropoda; Insecta; Hymenoptera; Formicidae. Gene Ontology annotation, biological process: brain development; regulation of transcription by RNA polymerase II. Bases 1593 to 2942 code for a protein of 449 amino acids. Gene Ontology annotation, cellular component: nucleus. The transcript has 3 exons. Gene Ontology annotation, molecular function: RNA polymerase II cis-regulatory region sequence-specific DNA binding; DNA-binding transcription factor activity, RNA polymerase II-specific.
GAGAACGUAGUCAAGUGACGGCAAGGGGGGGUCGAGAAGGACUGGCGCCUGGGGUGCCUCGCCUGCCUUCGUAGGCGCGGCCACAGUAGGUUCCGCCUGAUGCUGACGUACGUCGACGGCCACCUUGCCAGCCCGUCCAAUUGCGAGCUGCGCAGCCAACGGUGGUAGGGAUGCGAACGGCGGUGACGCGCAUGACGAGCUUCCACCACAAGCGGCUCCGGGGAGCCUCGGGAACCUCGAGCAAGCUGCGAGGCGAGGCAGUCAGUCGCUCUCAGCUACGACAUGCAUAACGCAUGAGAGCCCGAGCGAGAUCUUUCUAACCCGUCUCUCCUCCGUCGCCAUACACACAUACACAUACACAACACACUCACAUACACACACACAUACUCUCUCUCGCUCUCUCUCUCUCUUUCUCUCUCUCUCUGUUUUUUCCUUGUACUCUCUCACCCACACGCUCUUUCACGCAUACACGUAUACCGUAUGUAUACGCACACGUACACUCACGUAAAGAGAGGGACAUCUACCACCAGAAGGAACAUACACGCACGACAUCAUAUACCUAUUCUACUCCCGCCGAGUCGAGUCUCUUCCGUUUCGCGAUUACCGUCGUACGUCCCUUUACGCCGAGCCGGUCGGUCGGUCGCUCGCUGCUCGGUCGUCGGUCUACGGUGGCAACCCCUGAGUGCAGUCGCGUCGUGCAUCGUUGUCGUCGGUACGCGUCCACCACGUCGAGGCUACAGACACGACGCCAGUGCGGAGUAAUCCUCGCAUCGCUGUGGACAUCGCCGUCGCCGUCUUCACCGUCGUCGUCACCAUCGUCGUCGUCGUCGUCGUCGUCGCCGAGACAAGAUUAGUGAUUACUCGACAAGUUGGAAUCCCCACCAGGGAUGUGUGACCUCGGCUGAAUCGAUAUCCUCGUCGCGAGUGACUUCCCGACUCGACUCGAGGGUUGGCCAGUACAUAGCCGGGAAGCGAGCUUUCGUUUCACGUGUAAUUUUCGUGUGGGAACGAGUAACCGAUAAGUAACCGACAGGGAGAGAGCGAGAGAAGGAACCAAAUUUCGGAGCGCCACGACAGCGCGGUGCUCAGAUCUGGAAACGCGCUUUUCCUCCGCGGGGACCCACCCCGUCGGAGUGAACGAGAGAGUGACGGUACAUCGACAAUCUCUUCUCGCCACGGACUCGUCGAUGUUUCCGUAUUGUUGCAUACAUGACACUCUUGAGAAAUUAUGGACGAAAGUUUGUCGAGAACGACGACCAGCCUCGUCUGGUCCCCGGUGUGUCGACGUGAAUUGUGGAUUGUGCAACGAGUGAUUAGUGAUUGCUGAGAGAUUUGCUUUUCGAGGAUCAUCGGGAUCGUGCGGUGACUGGACGAGUUGACAACAGCUCCAUCUGAGGUCCUGCGACAAAAUUUGACUCGAUAAUUUGGUCUCGUGGAAUCUUCACCGAGUUGUAAAAUCGGAAUUUUCCAUCUGUCAACGAAAAUCAAGAGUUGACCGAGGAGCGUUCGCGAGAAAGUACCCGUGGACGCGUUCCACGGUGAAGAACCACACUGAGAGGGUUUGGCGAAGCCUCUCGACGAGGGAGAAGUAGAUGGCAGCUACCACGUACAUGCCGGUUAGUAGCGCAGUGUCUACCGACCUGGAUGGUGGUUCGGGUACAAUCGGGAUGAACAUCGCCGUGGGUGGCUAUUCCUCGGGCUCGCCCCGUAGCGCCGCCGACGCUGGCGAGAUGAAGUACAUGCCGGCACCGCAGCAUCAUCACCAUCAUCAUCAUCAUCAUCAGAUGACGUCCUCGCCGUCACCGAACGGACUGUCCCAUCCGGCGAGCCUCUCGUCGGCGAAUCCCUGGGUGAGCCUGCAGCCCGGCAGUGAUCCCUGGGCGGCCUCGAUGGGCAUGCACCAUACCAGCCAUCAUCCCCAUCAUCAUCCCCAUCAGGCAAAUGCGAGCCUCGAUGUGAAGCCGUUGACCGCGGCUGCGGCGACCACGACGGACCAGGGUAUGCACCAUCGGGGCCCGCACCAGUCCCCGGGCAUGGCCUCGCCGCACUCCUGGCACGCACCGGUCGUCCCGUCGGCGCACUACAACCCGAGCGGUGGCGCGGCCUCGCCAACCACCCUCCAACAGUAUCACGCAGCGAUGAACGGCAUGCUGCAUCAGCAUCCGCAUCAGCAUCCACAUCAGCUGCACAACCAUCAGACUGGUCUACCUCACCACUUGAGGGACGCGCACAAUCACAGUCCACCGUCGGGGCAUCCUCUGCACGCGGGCCAUCCUCUCGACAGGGAUCACAGCGCCGGCGAGGAGGACACACCAACGUCGGACGACCUUGAGGCCUUCGCCAAGCAGUUCAAGCAACGGCGCAUCAAGCUCGGCUUCACCCAGGCGGACGUCGGUCUCGCGCUCGGUACUCUGUACGGCAACGUCUUCUCGCAGACGACAAUAUGCAGGUUCGAGGCUCUACAGCUGAGCUUCAAAAAUAUGUGCAAACUGAAGCCGCUGCUGCAGAAGUGGCUCGAGGAGGCGGACUCGACAACCGGCUCGCCGACGAGCAUCGACAAGAUCGCCGCCCAGGGUAGAAAGCGAAAGAAGAGGACGUCGAUCGAGGUGUCGGUCAAGGGUGCGCUCGAGCAACAUUUCCACAAGCAGCCAAAGCCGUCGGCCCAGGAGAUCACCUCACUCGCGGACUCGUUGCAGCUCGAAAAGGAAGUGGUUAGGGUGUGGUUCUGCAAUCGGCGGCAAAAGGAAAAGAGGAUGACGCCGCCCAAUACACUCGGCGACGGCAUAAUGGAGGGUAUGCCGCCGGGCCACCAGGGCCAGGGCGGUCUCCAUCAGGGUUAUCAUCCGCAGGAUCACCUGCACGGCUCGCCCAUGGGCCACAGCCACAGUCCACCGAUGCUCAGCCCUCAGGCCCUCACGGCCCACUCGCUCGCGGCUCACUAGCGUUCGCCGGGGCCUCCCCCGUUGGGCCUCGCGGUAACCUCGCAGAACUCGGCGAACGUGUCGUCGACGGCAGAGACGACGACCCUGCCGCCAUUCUAUCAUCACUACCUUCAGGCACGCACCGGCAGUUACACGACCUCGUAGCUGACCGACUCGCGGCGCCCUUUCUAUCUAUCAGACGGCGGCGCUCGUUACCGAGACGAGGGUACGGAAUGGUGGCUCGUUCGACGAGAUUCAACGGGGUUUAACGAGGCCGAGACCGGUCCACCGGGGAGGCUGAGAAGCUGACGCGCACGGUCGGUGAUUUUUUGUCGACCUUGACCGCGCACCUAGACCCGGAGAGAGGAUGAAAGCUGCGAACGGAACAGACGGAAUAAGAAAAAUUCGGAGUAAGGGGCGCGCGUUGCCGUGACUGCGCGCCCGUCGGCGAACAUCGUGACUGUUCUUCGCCCAACUUCUUCAAGAUACCUUCGUCGCCGGAGAAGGUAUCCAUCCUCAUCGUCAUCGCCAUCGUCAUCUUGCCGUUGUUCACGCGGCUCCAGCUAUGUUUCCUCCAUCGACGAUGUUCCGGUGACAAGUGAAACGUCUUCAUCGUGUUUUUCGCGACGCGACGCAAGAGGAGACCCAGUGGCGUUCUCUCGAAGGGUACCAUUGACGGACGUAGUGAUAACGUUCCUCCUUCGCGCGGUCAAGUUGGCGCCCGUUCGUCCGUUCGUCGAGUCCGAACUGGAUCGCGGACCUUGUUGGCUGUUUGCUGUUGUUAUUGUUGUUGUUUCAUCGUCGCCGGUGAGCGGAAGUGGUUAACUCGGCGGUCUCCGACGGGGACUCGAGAAAGGAUGGUUCGAUAACACAAGGUGCGUGGACGCGAGUUGGACUCGGGCGAGGGUGCGGUUUAAAAGAACGGAGAGGUGUUCGCUCUCCCUCUCUCUUUCUCUCUCUCUCGCCCGCAGACAAAGCGGGAAUAUAUCGGACACGAAACACGGAUCGCAAGGGUGUCUUUUCGGGCGCGUGCGAUUCUCCCUUUAUCUCCCGCGGGGUCCAAAAUUCGCGACGGACGAACGGGCGUCAAGAAAAAAAAAACAUACGUAAGGAGCGAGUGCUGUGUUCGCGCGGGAUUUGCUCGGAGCAAACCCGGCGGAUGAUGUAACAUAAGUAAAUAUGGACUGUAAAUAAUGUACUAGAUAAAGCUAGUAAGUUAAGUGAGAGAGAGCAUGAGAAUCGUCAUCGUCGUCGUCGUCGACAACGAGCGGGAAAAAGCAGACGCGGGAGCUGGAAUACACGGAGGAAGGAGAUAUAAAGAGAAAUGAGAGGAGGGAGAGAUACAAGGAAUAUGCAGCGCGACAGAAAAGGAAAUAAGAGGGACAGAUUUAUAUAUAUAUACAUAUAUAUAUAAAGAGACAAGGUGCACAUCGAAGAGAGACCGCGUAUUGGAAAAGCGCGUGCGAAAUCCUAGCGAGACAGCAAGACAGUUCCCCCCUCACGCGAAAAACCCCUUCUGUAUAAAGAUUUCCUGCCCUUGGAUCGCCGAUCGUCCCGCGGACCCAUUUUUGGAUCCACCGAACUCGAUGAUCGGUUCACCAGCCCGGCCGCCGCAGCCGCCGCAGCCACCGCCGCUCUGCCGGACUUAGUCGGGGCCCCCGAAGGAGUAUCCAGUCGUCAAGGAUCGGUCAUCAGGACUUUCGGGACGUCCGGGACAAGUCGUCCGUCGAUCGCGCGCAGUCAGGACACUUGGGCGGGCCUAAAUAUCGUCGGAUUUGAGCUUACAGAGUUGUCUCGCAUCGUCCUCCUGCAAGCAAUCGUUCCAGAAUCCAGUCCCAGCCAGGCAUCGUGUCAGUGUGUGGAAAUACAUAAUUAUAUAGAAUUACGGUAUAAGUUGUGUUAAAUCAAUGUUAAUCGCUGUAGCGAAGUGGGGUAUUAUAAUAAAUACAUUAUUUUAUGUAUA